AACACGGUGCGGCUCAGCUCCGAGCCACCCAGAGCCCGUUCGUGACAGCGGCAGUGAUGCCGUACAGGAACAUGGCGGCGCCCUACGCUGGGCAGGCGCAUCCCGGCUCACACCCGCCUCCUGUGCACAGCCAGGCACUGAGGACCGGUCACUGUGGCGGCUGCCCCCCGCAGCGGGGCUGAGAGGACUGCCGGCAGCCCGACGAGCCAGGCAGUCCGGACCGGAGGAGUCACGGCCCAGGCGCCCAUCCCGCCGCGCGUCGCUCCCGCCCCUUCGCCGCGCCAGCCCGCGGGAUUCACAGCUGGAGCGACCGCAGGGAGAUCGCCGACGCCGCGGCAGGCAGGGAUGGAUGCCAGAGGUCUAGCCACCAGCCCUGCAGGACUUUGGAGAAAAGUGUAAACACAGGGCUGAAGGGCGUGCCCUGGGAGGAGACAGAACCUGCCUGGUCUUGGGGGCAGUCUGCUGAGUUCAAAGGAGUCUUGCUUUUCUCCUUCCUGCACCCACUCUUCAUCGUCUGGGCAGCUCCUCCGCAUGUGAAGAGGGGCAGCGAAUAGACCUCACUGAGGAUGUCUGAAAACCUCGACAAGUCCCACAGAAACAAAGCAGGAGAGUCGAAGCCGAGUGACUCUGAGCAAGGCCUGGGAGGUGCUCUGGAACGUUCUGAUGAAGCCUUGCAGAAAGAAGUAAAGUCGGACGCACCUAGUCCCCAGAGAGUGGGAAGACCUCACUCUGGUCCUCCUCGGCUUGUCACUGUAGAGGAGCUUCUAGAAACAGCGAAAGGAGUCACCAACAUGGCUCUAGCCCAUGAAAUUGUGGUAAAUGGAGACUUCCGGAUUAAUACUGUUGAAUUAGCAGAAGGCAGCUUGGAGAAAAGAGUAAAGGAGAUUGUACAUAAAGCUUUCUGGGAUUGCCUGAGUGUCCAGCUGAGUGAAGACCCCCCAACAUAUGACCAUGCCAUCAAACUUGUAGGAGAGAUCAAAGAGACUCUGCUGUCUUUCCUGCUGCCUGGUCACACUAGACUAAGAAACCAGAUAACCGAGGUCUUGGAUCUGGAACUGAUAAAACAGGAAGCAGAGAAUGGGGCCCUAGACAUUUCCAAGCUGGCAGAAUUCAUUAUUGGCAUGAUGGGGACAUUGUGUGCACCUGCUCGAGAUGAGGAAGUUAAGAAACUAAAGGACAUUAAGGAAAUAGUGCCUCUUUUCAGGGCAAUCUUUUCUGUGUUGGACCUAAUGAAAGUAGACAUGGCCAACUUUGCUAUCACUAGCAUUAGGCCGCACCUCAUGCAGCAGUCUGUCGAGUAUGAGAGGAAGAAGUUUCAGGAGGUCUUGGAGAAGCAGCCAAACUCCCUGGACUUUGUCACCCAGUGGCUGGAGGAGGCCUCAAAUGACCUUCUGACUCAGAAGUACAAACAUGCCCUGCCGGCUGGGGGAGGGGCUGCUGGCUCAGGGGAUGCUCCGGUGCUGACCCCUGUUUCUGUCCAGAAUUAUGCCUACCUGAAGCUGCUGAAAUGGGACCACUUCCGGAGACCUUUCCCCGAGACCCUUUUGAUGGACCAAUCUCGUUUCCAAGAGCUCCAACUGCAGCUGGAGCAGCUGGUCGUCCUGGGAGCGGUGCUGCUCGUCACAUUCAGCACCGCUGCCCCUGGAAUCUCUGGCCACGCUGACUUUGCUGAGAAACUCAAGAUGACGGUGAAGAUUCUGCUAAUGGACAUGCAUCUGCCUUCCUUCCAUCUGGAGGAUGCUCUGACGUCCAUUGGGGAGAAGGUGUGUCUGGAGGUGAGAAGCUGCCUCUCCCUGUGUGGACCCUCCCCAUUCUCCACCAAUGAGGAGACUGUGCUCAAGGGCCAGGUUCAGGCCCUGGCCAGCCCUGACGACCCCAUUCGCAGGAUCGUGGAGUCCCGGAUUUUGACCUUCUUGGAGACAUACCUUGCCUCUGGUCAUCAGAAGCUACUGCCUACGGUGCCAGGGGGCUUGGGUCCCAUUCAGAAAGAGCUGGAAGAAAUUGCAGUGAAAUUUGUGCGCCUGGUCAACUAUAACAAGAUGGUGUUCUGUCCUUACUAUGACACAAUCCUCAGUAAGCUCCUUCUCCGCCCCUGAGGCGCACGGCUGCCGCAGUACCCCCUCACGUCCUCAGAAGCCCGCUGUCGCAGUGCCCUGCUGUGGAGAAAGGCACUGGGCACGCUCCUGUGUAAAGGCACUGGGUCCGUUAAACACACAAGACCAUAGUGUGUCGCUGAAGGACUCACGGAAGGGCGCACUGAGCUCUGUUCUGUAUUUACUAGUGCAAGUUUACAAGCUCAAGAAGCUUUUGUUCUCUGGAGUUUAUAGGUAGCAUCUAGCUGUUACAGUUGACUGCCACUGUCUCUGCUCCUGCUGCAUCGGCUUGGAGGAGCCAGCUCUCUAAGGAGCCUGGGACUUUCUCGUGGGUCGUUCCUUCUCAGAUACCCCAGGCUGGCACAUAAGCCAUGACUUGUUCCCUUGCCCCCCACAGCUUUCCUCCCGGUACUCUUCCCCGGGACCGUUUUAGGGUCUUUCCCUUCUUUUUUCAAGACAAAGUUUCUCCAUGUGGAACUAGCUCUGUAGUCCCGGCUGGCCUAAACUCACAGAGAUCUGCCUGCCUCUGCCUCUGCCUCCCCAGUGCUGGCAUUAAAGGUGUGCACCACUAAUGCCUGCCCCUUGUUGGUGUUUUAUGACCAGGCUGUCUAUAGCCUUACAGUGUCCUGUUCCACCCCUUCCCCACCUCCAUCCGUUUAUUGCUUCGUAGGUCCGGCCUAGCCAGUGCUCCGAGCCCUUUUGUUCUUCAGCAGAGUUACUUGAUAAUAUAUUUUGUCUAAUUUUUUAUUAUUAUUAUUUUUGAAACAGCAUCUCUCUCUCUCUCACACUGGCCUAGAACUUGCUAUGUAGAACAAGCUGACUCCAGACUUGUAUGAAUCCUCCUGCCUCUACUUCACACAUGCCAGGGUUACAGGCCUUUGCCACCAUACCCAUUGGAUAGAACUUGAUUUUGAAAAGCUUGUUUUGUUGGUUGGGAUGUAGUACAGUGGUUAGUGAUUGUCUAGUAUGCACAGGGCCCUGGGAUCCAUUUCUUGCAUCUAAACAAUGAAAGACACACACACACACACACACGUACACACACACGUACACACACACACUAGGCACUAAGAAGUCAUAAGCCCCUGUAGCUUCAGUUACUUGAAAGGUAUGAAGACUGUUUUUGCCCAAGAAUUAAGCAGCCUGGGUAAUGAAGAGUCCAUCUUUUUGUUUUGUUUUGUUUUUUGAGACAGAGUUUCUCUGUAGCUUUGGAGCCUG
Messenger RNA from Microtus ochrogaster (prairie vole), 3308 nucleotides. It is a transcript of the gene Tcp11l1, whose product is annotated as t-complex 11 like 1. Gene Ontology annotation, biological process: signal transduction. The record is from RefSeq and is a predicted model, not a curated record. Lineage: Eukaryota; Metazoa; Chordata; Mammalia; Rodentia; Cricetidae.